CGAAGAAUACAAUGGGACCUUGUCAGCUUUCUCCCAUGCAUGUCGGAUCAUGAGCAGGGAUUGGGCGGUCCUGAUAUGCGCUGCAUACGGAACGCGAGCGUAAAAAACCGCAUCCCGCAAAGCCGCACGCAAACCCUCCUCUUCCUCCUCCUGUGACUCACCUGCGCUGCACGCACGCCGGCGUUCAAACUUCGAACGUGCUUCACUUGUCACCUGAUCAUCAUCAGCAUGGACGCCAUGUCGUGCCUGCUGCCGCCGCCACCGGCGUCGUUCCUCUCGGCCUCCUGCUCGCUCGGCCCUGCCUACUACACCGACGCCGCCCUCGCGCGCGCGCUGAACUUCUCGUCCAUGCCCGAGUACGAGUACGACUACUCCCCCGCGGUCUCCUCCCCGUCCUCCGCCUCGGCGCCCUCCUCCUCCUCCCUCCUCGCGGACUUCCCGUACAGCGCGGGCGAUGGCAGCAGCUGGUUCGCCUCCACGGCCGCGCCGGCGACGGGUUCACUCGCCUGCGACUCCGUCCUCGUCGCGUCAGACGCGCCGCCGCGUCCGCCGUCCACCCCCGUGGGCGCCGCGGCGAACAAGAGGCGGGCGGGCCUGGGGCCCAACGCGGCGGGCGCGGGGCGCGCCGGGAAGCGGCGCGCGCGGGCGUCGAAGCGCGCGCCCACCACGUACAUCAGCACCGACCCCGCCAACUUCCGGCUCAUGGUGCAGCACGUGAUGGCCGUCCAGGCCGAGCCGGGCGCGCCCGAUGGAAGCGGCGCACUCCUGCCCGCGUCGUUCGACGCGUCUUCCGGCGCGGCGCUGCUGGACUGCCACCCGUUCGACGGCGCGCUGCUGAUGCCGGCCGACGUGGACGCCGCGGAGCUCCAUCGCCACCACCACCAGCAGCAGCAGCCGUGCUACCCGACGCUGGACUCGUGGAGCGUCAUGUACGAGAGCAGCCAGCUGCUCUAGCUCCAGCCGAUCGAGCUCCAUGUUCUCCAUGCAUUAUUAACCACGAGUAGUCCAGGACCGCCGUAGAUUUCUCAGUACUUACAGCUCCUGUAGUA
Triticum aestivum (bread wheat) is the source of this 1049-nucleotide messenger RNA. Its product is annotated as calmodulin-binding protein 25-like. Gene Ontology annotation, biological process: response to osmotic stress. The record is from RefSeq and is a predicted model, not a curated record. The transcript has a single exon. Gene Ontology annotation, molecular function: calmodulin binding. Gene Ontology annotation, cellular component: nucleus. NCBI's taxonomy places the organism in Eukaryota, Viridiplantae, Streptophyta, Magnoliopsida, Poales, Poaceae. Bases 229 to 954 code for a protein of 241 amino acids.